AUGGCGACGAAGAAAAAGGAAAGUACUAGUGAUGGUGAGGAUGAUUUACUGGCAGAGGCUGAAGCUUUACUAGAUAAACUUCAGCCAAAGAAACCACGAAAGGAUUGCCACUUUGAGUUUCACAUUAAACCUUCAGGGUUAAGAGAAUCAAAGUAUACGUACAGGCCACGUUUUAAAUCGAGUUUGGAUCCGGCUUCCAAUGAUCAUGACCACCAUGAAAGUCUAGAAGAGACUAUAAAAAGAUGUCAAGAGAUUGUAGAUUCUCUCCCAAAAUGCCAUCAGACAUGGGAUGGGAGGAUGAAUUCUUUAAAUGAAAACUGGGAUAACUGUAGGCCCCAAAUAAUGGAAGCUGUUGUUGCUGARGAAGCCACAGAAAAGCAAUUAUGUUGCUUGUGCCUUCAAAAUACAUGCAAGAUAAGGUGCUAUUCAUGCCAUGGUAGGAGGUUUUGCACAGCCUGUGAUUUGAUUGCUCACGAGCAUAAUGCAUUUCAUGAUAGAGAUGUGUUGGUGAAUGGUUUUUUCCAAGCUGUUCCGCCAACGACCUCUGUCAAUGACAAUGGCGAUCUUGUCACAAUAAACAAAAGUCCAUCAUUUUUUAAGCCUUCAUGCUGUUCAUUUUGUACCGAUGUGAAUUUGGAAGAGUGCUUUGAUAGUGAUAGUAACUGCAUUCUCAUCAUUGUAAAUGAGAAAGGACGAUUUGACUUCAAAAAGCCAUCUUUUCGAUGUAGAAAUUGUGGAAAGGAUACCUUGUCACUAUCUUUUUCUACAAUAAUCCAUUGUGGAUAUUGGCCUGGAAGUCCAAAUGAUCCCAACUAUCUUUUCCACCAAGAUCUAUUCUUUCUUUGGGACUCUUUACAAAAGAGAAUGCCUGGCACCUCAGAAUCAUCUUUUAUCAAAGGCUUAGAAGAUUUUUCCUUUUCAAAAGCAAGGGCACCAAGUAUCAACUCCACAACUUUUACUCGCUCGUUUCGGAAGUGGAAAUUUUGCCAGCAUGAGUUGUCAUUGUUACAGAAACUUGACUGGAUGAAAUGCCCUCCUUGUGCAGUCAACCAGYAUUCAUGCCAUGUGGAUGGCAACAUGAAGCUCUACCACUAUAAAAGAUCUGGAAGGACAAGAACGAUAAUACCUGUGAUAAUAUGGGGAGGACGUUGGCAAAAUGGAAGUGCAUGGACAACUGGAGAAGAAGUGGWACAAAUCAAUUCAUACAUGUCACGAUGUGGAAAUACAACGAAGUAUAUGCUCCCUGAAUGUCGUGAUGAGCUUCUCACAGAACAUGCUUUGACAUGGAACAGAAGGAAAAUCUUUAAAAUGGUCGAUAGCUUAUACCAACGAUAUGUGCGAGCUGUAAAAAUGAAAUCAGAGUCAUCAAAUGCUCUGCACAAGGCUCUCCAAGAGGUUGAUUUUGACGUGCAACAGACACAAAUAGACACUUGGAAAAAUGAAGUCAUUCAGAAUGCUAAAGAAACGCAAAUGAUCCAUAACUAUAGUGAAAGAAAAGAGUUGGCAUCGUUCGAAAGACAAAUAGAAAUGACACAUUUCUCCAUUGUACAAACGACUAUGUCGAUUGGGAAACUUGCAGCAACAUCCAAACAACGCACCCGUUUACGCAAGAACAUGCUUAACCAUAAAAGCAAACUUAAAAGUCUCGUAGACGAAUACAACACAUUGGUCGACGAGAAGAAGAUUGGCAGUCAAGUGGCUUUGGAAGAUGUGGAAAAGGGAAAUUUUACAUGGGACUCAUCCUUGGGUGAGACACCUAUUAGAGUGAAAGCUCGAUUAGUGRAUCUUUCAGARCGCAGUCAGAGAUGGGAUGAAGAAAUACAGCUUUUACUGUUGGAAAUGAGAAAUUUUCUUUCAUUCUAUACAGACAAUAAGGUCCCACAAGUAAUGAAAGAAAUAGCACAACUACGAGAAAAAUGUGGAUGAGUCACCUGGAGAUGACUGGCAAGACUGCCGAUGAGAAGAGGGACUUGGGGCUGACUUGGCAGUUCUGGUGAAGCAUUCGCGGAAAACUGCCG
Messenger RNA from Actinia tenebrosa (Australian red waratah sea anemone), 2018 nucleotides. RefSeq lists its product as uncharacterized. The record is from RefSeq and is a predicted model, not a curated record. NCBI's taxonomy places the organism in Eukaryota, Metazoa, Cnidaria, Anthozoa, Actiniaria, Actiniidae.